Molecule: messenger RNA, 1047 nt
Organism: Aphis gossypii (cotton aphid)
Lineage: Eukaryota; Metazoa; Arthropoda; Insecta; Hemiptera; Aphididae
Product: sericin 1
Exons: 3
Coding region: 132-881 (249 amino acids)
Source: RefSeq, a predicted model, not a curated record
UACUGAGUAUACCUAUAUUUGAUUAUUAGUAAAUUAAAAUUGAGUAUAAAUAAGUUGAUAUGGUUGCAAAAAUCUCACUUUACAUUCUUGUUCCGUUGUAAUAAAGAAGUCGAUUAUAUCCGCAUUGCAAUAUGAAUUUAUCGUCGAAAUAUCUUCACCUGCUAGCGGUGUUCUUACUUCUUACGUGUUUUACAUCUACUAUCGAGGCAAAACUAAACUUCAAACCACAGGACUUAUCAGAUGAUAUACAAGGAAAUGUGAAAUCGGCAUUUAAAUAUUUUUGGCCAAGACAUACUAAAACUACAACACUUAAGCCAAAUACAACUGAACCACAAACCGAAUCAACGACCUAUUAUUCUAAUUCGACUACCGAAGGAUAUAAUACAACGACCUAUUACUCUAAUUCGACUACCGCAGGAUAUAAUACAACGGCCUAUUACUCUAAUUCGACUACCGCAGGAUAUAAUACAACGACCUAUUAUUCUAAUUCGACCACCGCAGGAUAUAAUACAACGACCUAUUAUUCUAAUUCGACUACCGGAGGAUAUAAUAAAACAUCUGAUCCCGAAACAACAGCAUAUUAUUAUUCUAAUUCGACUACCGGAGGCUGGAAUACAACGACUGUUGAACCAACAACAUACUAUUCUAAUUCGACUACCGGAGGAUGGAAUACAACGACUGUUGAACCAACAACAUACUAUUCUAAUUCGACUACCGGAGGACGGAAUACAACGACUGUUGAACCAACAACUUACUAUUCUAAUUCGACUACCGGAGGAUGGAAUACAACGACUGUUGAACCCGAAACAACGACACAUGAAGUUACUCAUCAUCAUCAUCAUCAUCAUCGAAGAAGAACAACAACAACACUACAACAAUAAAAGGAGAUUUCUCAAUAAUAUAAUAAAAUAUAACAAGAGACAGUAUUUAUAGGUAAAAUUAUCUAUCUACCCGAAAAAUAGCGAUAAGGUAGUUAUAAUGAUAAUAUUUAAUGUGUCAUGUAUAACAAUAAAAUAAAAAUUCAUCAUUUAUUACUGUCUGUCUAAA